Molecule: messenger RNA, 444 nt
Organism: Microthlaspi erraticum
Lineage: Eukaryota; Viridiplantae; Streptophyta; Magnoliopsida; Brassicales; Brassicaceae
Source: the annotation of a GenBank genome assembly
AUGGCUUCCACUGCUCUCUCAAGCGCCAUCGUCGGAACUUCCUUCAUCCGCCGUCAAACAUCACCGAUCAGCCUCCGUUCCCUCAAACCAGCCAACACUCAAUCCCUCUUCGGUCUCAAAUCAUCCACAACUCGCGGCGGCGUCACGGCCAUGGCCACCUACAAGGUCAAAUUCAUCACUCCAGAAGGAGAGCUAGAGGUUGAGUGCGACGACGACGUCUACGUCCUCGACGCCGCGGAGGAAGCCGGAAUCGAUCUGCCUUACUCUUGCCGUGCCGGUUCUUGCUCCAGCUGCGCCGGUAAAGUUGUCUCUGGAUCUGUUGACCAAUCUGACCAGAGCUUCCUCGACGAUGACCAGAUCGGUGAAGGGUUUGUUCUCACUUGUGCGGCUUAUCCUACUUCUGAUGUCACCAUUGAAACCCACAAAGAAGAAGACAUUGUUUAA